GGUGAUUAUGACCAGGCAUUUCAGUACUACUAUCAAGCCACACAGUUUGCAUCACCUAACUUCAUUCUUCCUCAUUUUGGUCUUGGACAAAUGUACAUUGCAAGAGGUGACACAAACAAUGUGAGUAUAACCUGAAAUAGAUUUACAGGCAGAGUGGAACCCCGUUAAUCCUGGUUGUGAUAACAAGGUGGUCCCAUUAACAGGGUCUUCAAAAUAAUAAAUGACUUGGUGAUCUUUACAUCAGGGUUGAACAGGGUUCUCCCCAAAUUUUAGCUCAGCAGGUAAGGGACCAUUCAUGGACGGUAAGGCCAAAAGAUACACACUUUUCUCGGGGCGGGGGGGGUGUGGGUGAGUGGAAGGAGGGACAUGGACCCCGCCCUCCUUGGGAAAUUUUUUUAUUCCCAUAUUUUAAGACCUAUUUUACGCAAAUCUGCUGUCGUGUUAUCUUUAGACAACAAAUUAAAACGUUCGAUUCCAAUAAUUUUACUAUGUCUUUAAUGUCCUCUUUCCAAAAUGCAUGUCCUUAAAAAGGAAAGCUGUAUAUACAGUACAGUCCAAAAGUAAUGCACGUGCUAAAAGUGGCAUAAGAAGUUGCUGCGCCGCAAGAACAUGCAAGCCACCGCAAGAAGCGAAAGUGCCGUAUUUUUGCGGACCCUUUGUGUUUUACCCGCAAGAACUUUGAAACGAAAGAAGUCAAAAAUCUUCACCGCAAGAAGCUAGAAAACUACCGCAAGCCUCAAGAAGGCGCAUGAAAUUCUUUACAAGUGUUAACCUGAAAGAAGUUUGUGGUAUUUGUCAACUUUUUGUUGCAACAUCAUUUUGUAGCUUUGAUACUAAUUCACUCUGUGGCAGCAAAAGGUAAUCAUGAAAGGACACACGUAAAAAGUUCCCUGAGAAAGCGAACAGCUUUCUCUGCUUUUUCUGCAAAGUGAACACUUCAAUCGUUCAGCUUUUCCAAAGUUAGAUAAAGCGUGUGAGGCGAUUGUUUAACAAAACGAUCUGUAGUUUCGAACAUUUCGAUCAUUUGGAUCAUUUCAUAGUACAAUACCAUACUCUCGGCAAAACAAACCAAAGGCGUUGAAUUUCUGCCACAAUGGAUAUCACGAUUCCAAAGAAAACAUGACGAUUAUUUAUCACUUUAUUGCAGUAAUUUGAAAGAGCCUUUCGUGAAACAUUCCUUACUUUACUUUAGUAUGUUUUUUUUUUCGAGGAGCGCUUUAAUUUGACACAGUUGUGGUCUUAAAUUACACGGCUCUUUUGCGAAACACACUAUGAUCGUUAUUUUUUUGAAGUGCUGCUUUUUUAUCGAAAUUGUGCACAUUUCCUCGCUUAAAAGGUUACCUUUGCACAAGAUAAUUUUAUAUAUACUGUUUCAAAAUUCAUCGAUCCUUAUUUUGCAAAACGAGCUGCAGUGUGCAUUUUAAAAAAACAUGAACGUAUUUUUAGUUUAUCUUUUUUGUUUACACGUGUUAUCUAUACAUCCCUGUCAUUGUAAACCAGCAAGAACGAAACAGUUUUAGGGUUUUGAAUGUUUAAAACUAUGUGCCUAAAGUAUAGAUUAGUGAUCCGCUGACAAACAUGGAAAGUGGCACAGCUAUUUUAUUGUCAGAAUAAAUUUUCACGUGUUUGCGGCGAUCUCGCAAAAUGACCCGAUGAUCGUUUGUGAAACUCCUUCAAACAGCUACUGAAAGAAGCGAAACAAACGAACUGUCAGAAACGACAGAAAUCACCAGAAAAGGAUAGAAACGAUCCAAACGAAAAAAUCGCCAAACGAUAAUGUAAACGAUUCAAACGCUUAGCGUAACGCCUCGCUUGACCUUGAUCUGACCUGUUGAAUAAUUUUGUCUGCAAAAUUUUCAGUGAAAUAUAUCUAUGAAAGUAAAAACAACUGAAGAAGUUCUUGCGUCUUGCUGGAUUCAAGGCAAGCACCCUACAAAAAGCCGCACGAAGCUGUCAGCUUGCGGACGCAAAAAGAAGUUCUUGCAUAUGCAUUAUUUUUGGGCUAUACGUUUUGUACUUAGGUAGCUAUACUUUUCCAUAUAUUCAUUCUUUUUCUUGUGAGGAUCGGAUCGGAUCACAACUUGCAUAUUUUUUUUUAAAAAAAUAUUUAAUUUUUAAAAAAACCUUUAAGCGGUUGCAGGCGGUAAGAAGUGUUGCUUCAGGCGGUAAAUUUUACCGGUUACCGCCUGAUAAGGAGAACACUGACUUGAAAGAAUAUGGUCCUAAAAAUGAGGUGGUGUUAUAAGUGGGGUGGUCGUAAGGUGCAUUUCCAUUAUAUUACAUAUCAUCAAGUUAAACCUUUAUUAAUAAGAGAACACCCUCUAUUUAGCCAGCCAUUGAUAAGGUGCCUAAAAGUUAGAUUAGGGCAAGCUGUAGCUAGCAUGUAUUAGCUCAAGAGUUAUUUUGUAUGAGCUUGAUUGAUUACAGUUCUUCUGUGAAUUAUUUGAAUUCCCCAAAAAACUUUACUUGCCUAUUGGGCAACUUAAUAAUAGAAUUCACUAUCCUAAUGCAUGUAGCAAAAUCCACUUGCCCAGGGCUACCAGACAUGCCUUUCUUUGCACGCUGAGUUACCUGAAUCUUGGUGAACAAGAUUGUCAGUAAAUUACACAUAACUGUAAACAAUGGCUCUAGGUGGCCAACCUUUUAUAAGCGGCAUCCUCUUGCCCCUUUACCCAAGGGGGUCUAAUUCAACUCUAUGUAUGAUAGUGUUCUACAUCUUGCCUCUUCCUGCAUUUUUUUUUAAUAUUUUGUUUGUCCUGUUAUAUUUUUGCACAGGCUGCCCAGUGUUUUGAGAAGGUCCUGAAAGCAACACCUGGUAACUACGAGACACUUAAAAUCUUAGGAUCCCUGUACAGUACAUCAACAGACCUGGACAAAAGAGAAACUGCCAAGGUGAGAACUUAUCUAAAUGGGUACGUAAUAUAAAGAGCAUUGUACUGCUAAAUCUUUUAUAACUUACAUGUUCACUCUAUCAUAGUGAUUUUCAGUCAAGAGUAUUAGAUUUUGUUGUGGCUUGGACACUUGUUACAACAUUGUGCUAAACAAUACAAGUCAUGUCAUAAUCUGGAACCUGUCCAGCCCUGAACAAACUAAUUCAGAAUUAUUGCAGAUGUUACAUCUCUACGGUAUUGAAGUUGUGACUGACGAUCUCAAGUUGAAUUCUCCUUGUUUCGCAAAUGAACAUAAUGCAGUAUGAAAAGAGAAUCUAGUGUUAUCAUCAUCAUCAUUAGCUUCUUUUCCCCAGUGUGGAACAGGAUCCUGGUUUUUUUUUUUUUCCAUUGAGGGGUGUUUUGCCCCUGACCAAACCUUUAAACUGGGUUGUCCUUAGUCAUUGUUAACCAGUCUCGCAUGGUAGGACCUAUCAGGGAUAAAAUCCUGCCAGCAUAGCUCAUGGAAUCAUUUAACUUGCAAGAUUCACCAUCACAAGAAGGUGACAAGCCCAAGAGGAGAGGACAAGCUAGCACUUAACCAGAGUUCAUGAAGGGCUUUAUGAAUUGAUUAUUCCAGUCCUUACCAUGCAAAAUGGUAUCAGGGUGGCUGGCUACUGCAUGGAAUAUCACAUACACAGUAUUUCAAGUAAUGUACAUGCACAUUGUACCUUACAUCUGAGCCAAUAUAACAUUUUUUGCAACCGCCUUGAAAAUGUAACUUUUUGUUUUGGAAGAGAUUGAUGGCUUGUUAGACAAAUGAAAUCGAAGCAAUGCCUCAGUCCGCACAAUUUGGGAUUCUGCAAUUUGUGAAGGGUAUUAAAGGGCACUUAGCAUUUCAAAAUAACUCUGGUUUACCUUUUUAUGCCUGUGGAUUUAAUGUCCUUCCCCAAUUAAUGAAUCCUUACUUGUUUAAAAUUUUGGAAAGUGAUUCUGCCUCAUUUUAUUCAGAAGAAAAACAGUGUUGUUCGAAGGCCAAUUAGAGCUAACCCCGGGUUAUACUUAAAUGCAGGUCUCUUUUUCUUUUGUUCAAAAGCAUUUUCUCAGAAAAUUUUCCCUAUUCUUUUUAGAGCAUCUAGUCAUCAAAGUGUAGACAAAAGGAACUAAACCGAAUUUUUCUUUAAAACUUUCAAAUAAUAUGAAUUUACAUUUCUACAUUAACCCAGGGUUAUCUGAACCCAGCUUUGAACAACCCAGCCUGGUUGAUCCGAAAGUAAACUUUUUGAUACUUUGUUCUCUUUUGAAAAGAACCAUCUCAAGAAAGUGACAGAAGAGUACCCAGAUGAUGUUGAAGCCUGGAUUGAGUUGGCUGGAAUAUUGGAACAGUCAGAUGUACAGGUACAUCAGCCAUACUUGCAUGUUAUAGACCUGAUGGGCGUGGCGGUACUCAGCAAAGUUUUAUACAGGGAGACCCCACCCUGAGGCCCAACCCCUCACCCAUUUUGAUACCAUUUUUUGACAGAAAAGGUACCCCUUUCAUAUGCAUUUACUGACUAAUGAUACCCCUUUCACAAACCUAGUUAAGAAUGCUGCAUCCCUUUUAACUGCCGUAAAUGCAUCGUCUUUUUAACAUGAAUAAUUCACCAAAACAGGAAGUUUUCUUGUCUCUUUCACAUCGGUAAAAGGCGUCUGUUAGCUCUUUUCGAUCCCUUUACAAACCAAAAUGACAGAUUUCCUCACCCUUUCAUAUACUUCAGCUGAUGAAAUCCAAACCCUUUUAUGCCCUAUCCUUUCAUAUACCUAAAUAAUAAUAAUAAUAAUAAUAAUAAUAAUAAUAUUAAUAAUAAUUAUUAUUAUUAUUUUAUUGUGUGUGGUGUGUGGUACCUGACCCUUAAUAUAAAUAUUUACUAAUAACCUAAGUAAGGCUGUCCUGUUUUUUAGCCCUCAAUGGUUAUUAUUGGCAGCCUGUACUCUCUCCAUAUUUUAUAGUAUUUUUUUUUGUAUCAUGUAAAUUAAUGUAGGAUACAAAUAAAGUUGUUGUGGUUUGUUAUUAUUACCGGAAGCCUGAAAAAGGUCCCCAUUUUGGGUGGAGCCUUCCCAUAUAGGCCAUUUUAUAUUCCUUGACUUAAAUCCUUUUUUUGCUGAACUUGUGGUUAGUGAGAUAAACUGUAAUUAUUAUUGGAUUGUUUUUGCAGUCUGCCUUGCAAGCCUAUGGAACAGCUUCCCGUCUUCUGAAGGAGAAGGUCAAGGCUGAUGUACCCCCAGAGAUUCUCAACAAUGUGGGCGCACUUCACUUUAGACUUGGAAAUCUAAAUGAAGCCAAGGUAAAAGACCGGUAUACUAAAAAUGCUGGAAUGAUAAUUUAAAGAGAAUUAAAAUAUUUUGUUGAUCCUUUUCUGCCAGUGGUAUAGGGUUGUAGAAGGAGCAAUCCUGAUGACUUUGCAAGCAGUAUGUUUCUUCUAUGGAUUAGCCGUUUCUACUUUCAUUAAUAGAGUUUUAUUUACAAGUAGAUCCUUUGCUUUUACCAGUAUUGGUAUACUAUUACCCUAAAGCAAUACAGCAUGUAAAUGUUCUUAUUUGCAGAGGUUCUACGAGUCAUCUCUCGAGAGAUGCAAGCAGGAGAGCCAAGCUGAUGAGAGUUAUUACAAUGCCAUAUCUGUCACCACAACUUACAACUUAUCUCGCCUGCACGAAGCCAUGUGUGAGUUUGACAAAGCAGAAGCGCUGUACAAGAACAUCCUCAGGGAACAUCCUAACUAUGUGGACUGUAAGUACCUUGACCAGCACAGCUUAGAACGAGAGUAAAGCCCCGUGCAAACGGAUGCAACAUUAGGGACCUUACGAAGCUACGACGGCGACGGCAACGGUAGCGUCAACAAGCAAUAGGUUUAGUUGGCAAAACAACAACUCUGCACGUGCAUCACACUUUUUUAUCCAUUUCUUUACCGUCCCUACACAACUACGACGUGAAAUGAUCAAAUUUUAAUUUUUUUUUGAGGACGGGAACGGCAAGGCGAUAAAUUCUACCAUCUCUGUCUCAACUGGGGCGCGGCCUCCUUUAUUCAGUUCCAACAUAAAUUUCGUUCUUUUAAGUAACAGGGCGACUUGAGAAAAUCGCGAAGUGGAAGGAUGCGGAGUCUAUUUUUUCAUUGACGUUUUCAUGGACGUUUUAGAUGUUCCCGUUGCUGUCGUCGUCGUAGUUUCGUAAGACCCCUAGUAAUUUUUGACAGCAUAAGUUCCUGUUCAAAAAUUUUGAGAUCAGAAGACUUGAUGGGAAUGUUUGGUAUUUGCUGUGGUUGAGUAAUAAUUUUAUGUUCUUAACACUUUACAUUUGCAAAGAAAAUAUAGUGGGAUUUCUUUUGUAAACCAAGUUUUAAAACUGACUUCUGUUACUUUAAGGAGUAGCUUAGACUUAGCGAUACUCGUGGCGUUUGAGAUUUUGAUGUGGUUUAAAUCAUUCUCUGAUUUUUAAUUGUAUGAAUGUUCCUCAUUUUAAUGUUUUUUUUCUUUUUUUUCCGUUUAGGUUAUCUUCGACUUGGUUGCAUGGCACGUGACAGAGGGCAAAUUUACGAAGCAUCUGAUUGGUUCAAGGAAGCCCUUCAAAUUAAUCAGGUACUCUGUGAUUCAAUGCAGUUAACAACAAGUAGCGCCAUCUCUUGUUGUUGCUCAGCGGUCAGUUUGGUGGCUUGAGAGCGGUCAGCCUUGAUUGCAUCAGCCCCAUGUGCUUAAUACAGCGUUUCCCGGCGGCCACUCGCUUCGUUUAGCCUUUAGAUUGUGCAUUUAUCUCCACCCCUCCCUCCCUCCCUUUUAUUUUUCCACUGAUACAUUAGUGUGGCAGGUGCCUGCUCCCAAUGACGUAGGGGCUUAUGGCUGGAGGGCGCGGGUUUACUAGCCAUCGGGGUGUAACACUAUCUAGGGGCUGGGUUUGCCAAAAGUGGAAGCCCCUGAACGUCCCAGGAACUCACCUCCACUUGGCAACACAGUUGACUUGUUAACCAAGAUACAGUUUCUUAUACCAAUCUUGUUUCCAGACUCCCUUUUUUUUGUCAGUUGUCGGAAGAAAAAAGACUUAGCAACGAACAAUGUUGUGGUGCAUCAUCCAAAAGUUUUCUGACAUCAUGAUCGUUUUACGGUAGUGGUGUGGGCAAAUUUCAGUCAUUGUGGUUAACUGGUGUACUAAUGAUUAGAGAAAUGAGACAAAUAUCUUUAUUCUCUGAGCUUUCAGGGAUUAAAAAGUUUCGUUGAUAAACACUACGUCAUGUUAACUCUGCUUGUUGGGUAUUUUGUCCAUCUUGUCUGUCUCGUGUUCUGUAACUUUCCUUCCUCUGAAAUACCCUCAAAAAAUGAAAGUUGUGAAUUGUAGUAUCAUAGGAGACGAAUUUCUCCUUGAUUAUGGCGCGAAAUUUCGACGUUAAUUUGUAAUUUCACAUGUGAAAUUAUAAAAUUGCCAUGGCCACCUUCUGUACGUCUCAGUGCCAAGAUAGAGACGAAGUUUUAAAACUAUGAAUGAAGAUGUCAAGGCAUUAAAAGACGCUCUAGAAAACCUAAACACACAAAAGGGCACAUCAAGAAGGAUUCUGUCGAAAAAUUCUGAAAAAUCUGAACGUAAGCCAAAUUUAAGCUCUAACCUUUUGAGAAAGUGGAGUUCUCGAUCGAUACGAUCCAGGAUAAACAUGUCAAAAAUCCACGAUUGUGAACGUAAUUCGUCACCCAUGAUAUUUUAAAAUAGGUAAUCAAAUGGUGUACUCGUGAAAUAGGACAAAUCCUGCUGCUCCCCUCCCCCAGAGAAUUCCCCACUCCAGAAACGAUAAGGGGAAUGGAUACAAGCUUUCGGCGCAACUGAUUCCGGGAUCGUUUGGGUUGACAAGCGUUAGUUAUUUAACAAUUAAUGAAUGAGGCUGAGUAUCUUAUGAAGAAUUAUGGAGCUCGAGGAGGGUGCUAUCGCCGAGGCGGAUAACACCCCCCGAGAUCUCCAUAAUUCUUCUUAUUAUAUGGAGGAGAGUGUUUUAGUGGGAACUAAACCACUCGUAGAUUCCGUACGCCACUUCAUCCGGGACCCGAGUGGCGUAUUUUCCGUAUGUCACCUUUGUGAGUGUCGUAUCGUUCAAUGACGUCACGAUUCCCGCCUUUUGCUUUUGUUGAAUUGGUUUCUCCAUAUAAUAAAAAGAACAUUACACGUUGGCUCGAAGAUAUGAAUUUUAUGUUCUCGUGGCAUUCGCUCACUCGUGAGAUAUUGUUCUUGCCACUCGAACAUAAAAUUCAUAUCUUCUCUCCACCGUGUAAUAUCCUCUAUAUAUGAUACAAAAGCCUCAUAUGAUACAAAAGAAUCGGGGAAAUGUUUUGAAUGAAUAAUAUGACUGGUUAAUGGUGGCCUUAAAUACCAUCGACCAAUCAUAACUGAUGCUUGUCCACCCAAACAAUCCCAGAAAUCACUGCACCCAAAGCUUGUACCCAUUCUCCUUAGAGUUUCUGCUGGAGCAGGGAAUUGUAAGGGCUAAAAAUGUUAUUAUUUCCUAUAAGUAACAACCCUUUUCAACAAGGAAGGUUUUCGAUCAAAACAUAAUGUUUGAAUGACUGCUAGCCAGCAUUAUCAAGUAUGAAUUUAAAAGGUGAGCGAGUUUCCAGUUGUGGUCCCUUAUUCCUUAUGGAAAACAUUUCUGAGUUUUCAAGUGCGCGCCAUUCGUGCUAACUACUACAACUGUAAUUGUUUAAUCGCGGUGAUCAUUACUUAGUGCUAAUAGUUUUGCUUGCUCUUUUUCAAAUUAUUAUCGAUAUUUUCCCACAGUUUUGGACAUUCUCCAAUUUCGAGCUAUUCCAACACAGUCGUGAUUUUGACUUGACAAUGAUGGCAAGCAGUUAUUGCGGGCGACAAGGGGAGCCUGCAAUCCUAAUCUCCAGGUUGUUAUUACGCAUGCGUCGCAUGUAUGUAGCCGGCUUUCGUUUGGACUUCUACUAAGAAUGGAAUGCGCAGAACACAAUCUGAUCACGCGUUUUUUAACUAACUGUCACGUGAAACUUACACAAAGCACAGCGAAAGAGCAAAAGCGUUUUGACCUUCGAUCGCUGUCGCCCGUACUCCGUAACCUUUGAUUAUUACCAGUAAUACUCUGUUUUUCACUUCCAACUUGUCAUAAAAAAGAAGUUGAGGCCUCGUGGUCAGCCACUUUACACCUUGCCUGUUUUCCGUUCAACAGGAUCAUCCAGACGCGUGGUCGCUGAUUGGAAAUCUUCAUUUGGCCAAGCAGGAGUGGGGGCCUGGGCAGAAGAAAUUUGAGCGAAUCUUGAAGCAACCUUCAACAGCCAACGAUGCGUAUUCGCUAUUGGCGCUUGGGAAUGUGUGGCUACAAACACUGCACACCCCUACACGAGACAGAUCCAAAGAGAAAAGACAUCAGGACAGAGCACUGGCUUUGUAUAAACAAGUGCUGAGAAAUGAUUCCAGAAAUUUGUAUGCAGCCAAUGGAAUUGGUUAGUGGUGCACGAAGUUGCAAACUACCCACUUAACUAGUAAUACGUAUAUCGCAAAAUGUAAUGCAAUGUUUAGUUAGGGCUCAGGAUGAAAAUCAAAAUAUUUGUUCGAAUCCUCGGCGAAGUGGUUGCCUCCCGCUAGUUGAGGUUUUUAAUCUUGGUAUGUUCUUUUUAUUAUUAUUCCUUUCAAAUUUUUUUAGCGGAGUGCCUGUAAAAUAGCUUGAACACUAUAUUACAGCAACUUUCUUUUUUUAGUCCAACGUCAUAUGGAGCCAAAAAAAAACCUGGUUUAAAAGGUAAACUGCAUUCGCUGCUUUCUGGAUUGAAAAAAUAAGUAGCCAACUUAAUUUUAAACUCUUAAUACUUUUACGAGGUCGCGUCUUACUCCUACCCUGCUAACGUUUGAUGUAUUUUGAUAAAUGAGCAUUUCCUCAACUUCAACAUAUAUGAGCGUUCUGCCAGGACCAAAAUACAUGUACUAUGUAAUAAUUUAUUACAGGCAACAAAACUCUUAGGAAGUCAGAAAUUGUGGUUGAUUGUACUUAACUGUUUCUGUUUUUUCCUUCAGGCUGUAUUCUUGCUCAUAAGAACUUUUUACGAGAAGCUCGAGAUGUUUUUUCUCAGGUAAUUAAUAAUGGUAACUGACAGGACUGAGUCAGUGGAGUCCAAUUCGGUCUGUAAUCAUAUUAGUGAUUAACCACGGUCGUCCGAUUGCGAUUACAGAGCAAAGUGGACGACACAAAGUUCUGUUACUAAUUAAUCAUAACCAUUACAAAAUUUGUGAUAUUCUAAGCUUUUAUAAAAUUAAAACAAAGGCUAUUCCGAGAGUUUUUUUGCUAGAAGUGGAAAUAAAACCCCAUUCAGUUGCGCGCGUUUGAUGGCGCGUACUGUCCAAUUACUUAGGAAUGAUGUGUACUGUCCUAUUGCUCUGUCCUCUUAGUGCCGAAAUCAGGACAGUUGAUAGCCAAUCAGAAUUGAGUAUUUUAUUAUAGUAGUGAUUUUUACAAUAAUAUGAAUCACGAGUGGUAACAACAGCAUAUUGGCAUCAGGACAUUCUCUCGAGUUUCUGAUAUAACAGCUUCUCGAAUGAUCAGAAGUUCUUAAGAAAAUUUCGAAGCUUAACUUUAUGGUUAAAUUUUAAAAUUUUAUGGUUAUUAAGAUCCUAUUUUCAACUUCAGGAGAGCACUUUUCAUUACCACCAUGACUCUAAAUUUUGAGUAUUUCAGUUUUUCUCCAGUUUUAGACAGACUUUUCUUUUCUUUUUCUUAUUCACACCGUAUUGACAGGUCCGUGAAGCAACUGCUGACAUCCCUGAUGUUUGGCUUAACCUAGCUCAUAUUUACGUGGAGCAAAAGCAGUAUGUGGCGGCUAUCCAGAUG
Porites evermanni is the source of this 10714-nucleotide messenger RNA. NCBI's taxonomy places the organism in Eukaryota, Metazoa, Cnidaria, Anthozoa, Scleractinia, Poritidae. The record is from the annotation of a GenBank genome assembly.